This is a messenger RNA of Uloborus diversus, 1801 nucleotides long. RefSeq names its product protein halfway-like. NCBI's taxonomy places the organism in Eukaryota, Metazoa, Arthropoda, Arachnida, Araneae, Uloboridae. Gene Ontology annotation, molecular function: protein binding. The record is from RefSeq and is a predicted model, not a curated record. Bases 107 to 1801 code for a protein of 564 amino acids. Gene Ontology annotation, cellular component: plasma membrane. The transcript has 3 exons.
UUAUUUUGCUGUGGUUGAAGGAUUUUGUAUGGAUGGAAGUGAUUUAAUUCGACGAUCCAACAUCUGCAAGAUCAUGUGCUUGUUUUUUUGAAGCUAACUGGAAAAAAUGACUCAUUUUCAAGUGACAUGUAGCCUGGCAUUCAUACUUUUUUUCACCAUUAUUUGUUCUGCAUUUGCUAUUUCUUACUCUGAAGAAUCAAAAAACAUAUGUAUUUCACAAAAAGUACAUAACAGCUACUGCAAAUGUGAUACUCUUGUCCCUUUAGAAAGCAUCAUAUCACAUGACGGCUAUGAUUUUAAGUUGAUAUGUUUGGAAGAUGAUGCUUUAAGUGCUGCAAAUAAGGCAGCACGUUCACAAAAGAUAUCUGUACGAGAACUUGUUGCUUCCAAUGGUACUGUAAAAGUUGUCCAACAUGACGACCUCAGACAUUUUCCAAAUUUGAAACAUCUGAAUCUCUCUCACAAUCAAAUUAUGUCAAUUCAGGAUGAAGCUUUCAAAUUUCAAAACUACUUAGAAGUCUUAGAUUUAUCAUGGAAUAACUUAUCGGCUGUUCCAGACAGAGUGUUUGAGGGCUUGAAAUUUUUAAGAAACCUCUCACUUGCUCAUAACAAAUUACAAGCCAUUGAAAAUAAAAUUUUCGAUGACUUUUGUUCACUUGAAUUUCUUGAUCUUUCUCACAAUCAUCUUACUGCUGUUGAUAAUAUUUGGAUGACGGAUUUGAUAAAUUUGAAAAUCUUGUUGCUGAAUAACAAUAACAUAAGUUUCAUUGAUAGUUUCCAUCUCCUUCAUCUUGAAAAGCUGGAUUUGUCCUACAACAGUUUAACUACAAUACCAAACGUUGCAUUUUACCGCCUGAAGAAUCUCAAAUUCUUAUCUCUUGCCAUGAAUGAAUUGAAAACGCUGAAUGAAAGUGUAUUCAAAGGAAAUGUGAUGUUGGAAAAAGUAAAUUUAACUGGUAACCUAUGGGUAUGCGAUAGAAAAUUAUUGCCUCUAAAUGACUGGCUCAAGAAAUAUGAAGCUUACAAGGAAGGAGCAUUAUGCAUUGAACCUCCUGAUUUACACAACUAUACAGUGCAACAAGGGUUAGAAAUUUUGUAUCUUGGGCUUAAAAUUGCUGAAAGUCCCAUUUGUAAUGAAACCAUGUGUAAUUGUACAAUUUCUAAGGACAAACUUGUUAUUACUGUGGAUUGUAGUAAUAAGGGAUUUGUCAGGUUACCUGAAAUAGUUCCAUAUAAAACUAAAGUACUAAAUUUGUAUAAUAAUAACAUAAAAUCUCUGACAACUGACCACAUUGAUGCAGUACUGUGGUCAGAUGUAUCAUUUCUGUAUCUAAAUAAUAAUGUUAUUGAUUCUUUAAAAGGGUUAGAAGGCACUUGGUUAUUAAGAAAUUUAGUUGCAUUACAUCUUUCUAAUAAUCAACUGACUGAGAUUCCUAUACACAUUUUGGAACAGUUUCGUGGAGGACUACUUGAUGAGUUGUAUUUAUCAGGAAAUCCUUGGAAUUGUGAUUGUAACACUGUUCGAUUUCAAACGUGGUUGCAAGAUAAUUAUAGAUCCGUUCGUAAUUUUGACGGCAUUUGUUGCUCUCCUGAUAGUGGUCUGUACUCGAACCAGCCAAUAUAUCGGUUAAAAAAGUCACAACUUUGUCCACAACAAGUCCAGUUAGUUAAUUAUCUUGAUAUUUUAAAUACUUUGAUGGCAAUUGCAAUUCUUGUUAUUAUUAUUAAGUUGUCGUAUGAUUACUGGUUGCAAAAGAGAACUGGGAAACUUCCACGAUUUUUCAGCUUAAACUUGAUGUAA